Molecule: messenger RNA, 972 nt
Organism: Cyprinodon variegatus (sheepshead minnow)
Lineage: Eukaryota; Metazoa; Chordata; Actinopteri; Cyprinodontiformes; Cyprinodontidae
Gene: dub
Product: capZ-interacting protein-like
Exons: 6
Source: RefSeq, a predicted model, not a curated record
GCUGAAGGUCCCUCUCUCUCAGACGUGACUCCAGGUCUAUAUUUAACCCGCAGGUCCCCUCCCACCCACUUUCACACAUACUCGACAUAUUGAGGCGGCUGAGAGACGACUAGCAGGAUGGAGAAGGAGGCUCCGCCGCGCCGCUCUGUGGCUGAACUCGCAGGAAAGUUCAAAGGCCCAGCUCCUCAGCCAAACAGCCCUGCUGGGAACCAAGAGGAUAAACCAGUGAGGAGACGACCGCCUCGAACCCUGCCGCUCCCAAACACAGACGAGGCGCAGCCUCCUUCAGGCGUCACGUCUCCUUCCAAAGUCAAGAGGAACUCUGCUCUGAUCGAGAAGCUCCAGGCCAACCUGACUCUGGGCUCCCCCACUGCGGUGCCUCUGAAGAGCCCAUGUAGAAAGCUACCUCCCGGCUUCACCCUGCCCUCGCCCGGCUCUGCCCCUCCGCUUUCUAUAGUGACGCCCACAAGCCCCGCCCCCAUCUCUCCGUCAACAGAAAUUCCCACCUCCUUUGAAGCCCCUCCCUCUGCUGGAGAAGGAAACAUCCUGCCAAGCAUCAACAAGGGCAGAGCCAGACUCUCCAUCCGGCGCCGUCCUCCAUCCCGUCGUCACCGCAAGUCCAGCAGUGGAGACGAUAUGGGUGUUGGACAGGAUGCAGCAGAAACACACCUGAGCUCCAGAGACGAGGGGGAGGAGAAGACCGCUGCCGAAGAGGGGGGCGAGGAGGACGAGGGUGGAGAGGUGUUUAAGAAGGAAGGUCCAACAGAACCUUCGGCACCACAGGAGCCAAAAGAAGCUCAAGAGAUGAAGAGCAACACAGAUGUGAAGGAGGGAGAGGAGGAGAAGAAGGAGGAGGAGAGAGGUCAAUCUUCAUCACUGCAGGGGGAGGAAGAGGAGGAGAAGAAGGAGGAGGAGAGAGGUCCAUCUUCAUCACAGCAGGGGGAGGAAGAGGAGGAGAAGAAGGAGGAGGAG